CCUCUGGCUCUGCUGAGGCAGCUCUAGAUGGUAAGGCAAGGCCGAAGCCCACAGCAGAGGUUCCAGGUACGGCCAAUGGCUGCACAAGCCCCCGCGGUGAUUUCCAGCAGUGGCAAUGAGAAAGGCUCUCAGCGGCAGGGCCUAGGACCUGCCCAGCCUGUGCAGAAAGUGGCCCAACCCCAGCAUCGGGCUCCAGAUGGGCACCUUGAGAAGCCCCAGGAGAGAAGUGGCCUUCUGCAGAAGUUAGGGGGUUUUCACAUCACCAUUGCUUUCGCACACCUGGCCUUUGGCAGUUACCUGAUCUCCACAGUUAAAAACCUUCACUUGGUGGUGCUGAAGUGCUGGUAUCCAGUCUGGGGCGCUGUCUCUUUUCUCAUUUCAGGGAUCUUGACCAUGACAACAGUGGCAUUUCCCAAGACCUCUCUGAAGAUUCUGUGUGUGGCAGCAAAUGUCAUCAGCUUCUUCUGUGCACUGGCUGGCCUCUUUGUCAUGGCCAAGGACCUCUUUCUGGAGAGUCCUUUUCCAUGGCCCAUCUGGAGACCAUACCCCAACAGCACAGUCUAUAUCCAGAGACUGGAGCUGACUGUGUUCUGCUGCACCUUCCUGGAGAUCUUCCUGACAGGGCCCACAGCCAUCACAGCCUGUAAGAUAGAACGCCUUCGUGUAGAGGAUGAUACCCCUCUCGUUCCCGACACACCUGUGGAACUUUAAGGUCUGUCAAUGGAGCCACCAUCCUAUGAAGCCGUGGUCCAAGAGCUUGCUCUGAGUUUUUCCUAGGCCCCCAGCUCUGGACCACGGCUGGCCUCACCGAUGCUCUCCAUCAAUCCCCACUUCACACGAGCCCCAGGAAGUUGAGAAUCCUCUAAGCAUGCUCACUAGUAAACGCUAAUGGAGCUCCAAACUGAAGUCCUGCUCCACUGAUGACGCACAAGGUGGCACCAGCGUGGCUCUGGCACUCCAGAAGGGACAUCUCAGUGAGAAGGACAGACCAGUACUUUCAAAGGAAUACCUGCAACAUCAGCUCCCUUGGCUCGGGGGAGCUCUGUCCUCCCAGCAGCCUGUCUCCCACACAGCAAGGGUUUAGCACAGAUCAGUCCUGAUUUUUCACUGAGACCCCUCUGGGAUUGUGGAUCCAGAAAACACUCAGUCCUUGCUAUUGACUUGAAGGAACCACCAAGUUUGAUUCUAAACCCCCAUACCCUAUUUGAUUCUAAACAUCAGUUGAAUUGUAACAACACGGGUCCAUUUAAAGAAAUGUAUUAUUACAUGUGCAUGGUAAGCGUUUGUAGCUCAGUUGGCAGAGGGUUUUCCUAGCUGGGAAACAAGCAAAGUGGAUCUCUUAACCUUACUCAGUUUGCAGGAAAAAAAAAAACAUAGAGAUGAACUCUGACUUCAGCUACAGUUCCCAUGGCCCUUGAACUUGGAACUCUGCUUUGAAUGUCAUCAAACUGCUAUGUUAGAAGAAUCUUUGUGAAUCAUCUCAGUUAACCUCAUGCCACAGGAUAAACCAAGGCCGGGAUGGGUGGUCUAGGCUCACUGAGUGUUACCCAGAAGGUGGCUUUGAUGGACAUGAGGCUGGACCCCAUGUCUGAUGUUAUUGUCUCCCCGGCCAUGAGUCCUCUGCCCUGUCCCACCUGAUUCCUGGGAUCCUGAGAGCUGGAAGAAGAUCACCUCUUGUGCCCAGCGCCCACCGUAGCUCUCCUCCAGUCUGAGACUCUAGCCCCACUGGAACCCCAGGAACAUUGAGAGAAACCCCACAAGCGGACCUCCUCCAGCACUGAAGAGUACCUCAGCGCUGAGACAGGUCAUGGAGGCCUAAUGGUUAUUCCUUUGUCCCACUGAUAAAGACUGAGUUCUUACUGUGCCAAAUCCAUCCCCUCCUCCCAGUGGCCGGACUCCAGUGUUGAGACAGACACGCCUCGCAUAAAUAAAUGUAUAACUCCUAUAAAGAGAA
Messenger RNA from Mesocricetus auratus (golden hamster), 1954 nucleotides. RefSeq names its product membrane spanning 4-domains A10 (gene Ms4a10). The record is from RefSeq and is a predicted model, not a curated record. Lineage: Eukaryota; Metazoa; Chordata; Mammalia; Rodentia; Cricetidae. Bases 28 to 711 code for a protein of 227 amino acids. The transcript is spliced from 8 exons. Gene Ontology annotation, cellular component: plasma membrane. Gene Ontology annotation, biological process: cell surface receptor signaling pathway.